AAGAAUUAGCUGAGCCCCAAUCCAUUAUAAAGAGCAGAUGUGAUGAGUUGAACCACACAUCAUUCAUCAAAAAGCAUUAUUAUGUCAUACUCACUUAAUUAUGUUAUCGUCCUUUGUCUCCUUGUUGUUUCAUCCUCCCACUAUUUUUUCUUCUUCUCCUUUCUCUUCUUCUCCACACGUUCUUGAGCCGAGGGUCUAUAGGAAACAGCCUCUCUAUCUCUCCAGGUAGGAGUAAGGUAUACGUACAUAUUACCCUCUUCAAAUCCCAUAUGUGAAAUUAUACUGGGUAUGAUGAUGACGACGACGACGACGACGACGACUCACUUAAUUAUGGAAUUGGUUACAAUACUCUUGCUUUUUACCCUUGUGUGUACCCCGAAGUUACGAAUGGCCAAUAUCACUAUAUGAUGUACGUGUUAGAGCCACCUAUUUAUUGUACCAUAAACCGUUGCGAACCCGGCGCCAUGAAACGCUUCUCCGUCCACGGGCUUUGGCCAGCAGAUGUUAGAGGAAAAAGCUUAAAUAACUGUCCAGGACCUUCAACUGAUGAAGACAAAAAAGUAGAUACCAUGUUGGACAUGGACAAAACCUUGGAAGCAGAUCUCGGAGUUAUUUGGCCAAAUUUGGAAUACGGCGGUAUAAACCGAAAUUUCUGGAAAUACCAGUGGGAGAAACAUGGACUGUGUUCAGUUCAGUCACUCUCACUUAUGGAUUAGUUCAAGGCAUCA
Messenger RNA from Nicotiana attenuata, 728 nucleotides. RefSeq names its product ribonuclease MC-like. Gene Ontology annotation, cellular component: extracellular region. NCBI's taxonomy places the organism in Eukaryota, Viridiplantae, Streptophyta, Magnoliopsida, Solanales, Solanaceae. The record is from RefSeq and is a predicted model, not a curated record. The coding region runs from base 405 to 716 and encodes 103 amino acids. Gene Ontology annotation, biological process: RNA catabolic process. Gene Ontology annotation, molecular function: ribonuclease T2 activity; RNA binding. The transcript is spliced from 2 exons.